Molecule: messenger RNA, 1476 nt
Organism: Lodderomyces orthopsilosis Co 90-125
Lineage: Eukaryota; Fungi; Ascomycota; Pichiomycetes; Serinales; Debaryomycetaceae
Exons: 1
Coding region: 1-1476 (491 amino acids)
Biological process (GO): phosphoenolpyruvate transmembrane import into Golgi lumen
Cellular component (GO): endoplasmic reticulum; Golgi apparatus
Molecular function (GO): antiporter activity; phosphoenolpyruvate transmembrane transporter activity
Source: RefSeq, a predicted model, not a curated record
AUGAUGCAAAACAUUCUUUCUGGAGCAAUACCAUCAAUAUCCAUAAAAACCAUCACAACAUGUCUCUUGUGGUAUGCCGUUUCAACAACCACAUCACAGUUAACUAAACGUAUCUUAACUGAGUUACCCUAUCCAUUAUUUUUAUCACAAUGUCAAUUCCUUGUGGGAGCAACCCUAUCUUUUGCAACAAUCAUCAUUUGUCGAAAUGUACCUCAUGUUAGUGAACGAUUUCCGCAGGGAAGUGUACCAGACCACAAUUCCAAUAACAAGCCAGCAUUUUCAUUUGCAAUGUUGUUGAAGAUUUUCCCAUUAGGAUUGUUUCAAUUUGUUGGGAAGUUCUUUUCACUUACAGCCACGUCAUUGAUACCGUUAGCAACGGUCUCAAGUAUUAAAGCCUUGAGUCCAUUAAUAGUUGUUCUUGGUUACAGAACAGUUUACAAUGUCAUUUUCCCAGUUGUGACGUAUGUAUCAUUAAUACCAUUGCUAUUGGGGGUUAUUUUGAUUAUUUUUUCUGAUUCGGUACGAAAUUCCCAAUCCAGCACCAAUUCGCUAAUGAGUGAGUACAAAGAGUUCAACCAGCAGCAUUUAACUGGAAUUUUUAUGUGUCUAAUGAGUACUGUUGUGUUUGCUGCUCAAAAUAUUUAUGGAAAGCAAUUAAUAACCUGGGAUGGUGCAGAUGAAAGGAUGCGACAUCCAGUAUCGUUGGUCUUGCAUACGGACACCAGACCUUCAACACCUAGCCCCCAAAAUGACACCAAUGAGAAAGAACCGCUUCGCAUUGGAAAAGUCGAGAAGAGUUCAACUUUAGAUCGAAAUCAUCUUGAUGUACCGAACAAGUGUUCUUUGGGAAGGCUUCCAUUUUCUACGUCUGAUCUUACCUUGGACGAAAUGAAGGAGAAUCACUUAUCUACCCCACAAUUAAAACCACAAGUGAGCUCUUCAACGCUAUAUACCCAGGCAGUUUUGAAUAGCAAUACGAACGUCUAUAAUCCGUUUGCAUUUAUCGUGAACAAAUUUGAAUUAAACAAGAUUGCCAAACCAGACAAAAUUUCGAUUAUUCUAUACAGCUCAAUUAUUGGCGCUUCUUUUUCAAUUGGUGGGUUCUUAUGCAACGAAUUUCCCCAAAUGCAUCAACAAUUUUCAUUGCAGUACCCGACAGAAGUUUUAGUGGCAACUACUCCAGUUUUCACCAAGGUGUUGACUCUUAUUCUCCUCGAUAGUUUAUCUCACUUUGGACAAACAUUAUUGGCACUUCACCUUCUAGGAUCAAUACCAGCAUUAUCGUAUUCCAUUGCUUCAAUGAUGAAGAGGAUAAUCUUGAUCAUGAUGAGUAUUAUACUAAUGGUGAACAGAGAACAGCAUGCCUCCUCAUACACAGGUAAAAUUACCACCGAACAGUUUAUUGGAAUCAGCUUAAUUGGAAUUGGUUUAUAUUCGUAUGAUAGAUGGGGUUCGAGGACCCUUAGACCAAGUUAA